This is a messenger RNA of Seminavis robusta, 315 nucleotides long. The record is from the annotation of a GenBank genome assembly. Lineage: Eukaryota; Bacillariophyta; Bacillariophyceae; Naviculales; Naviculaceae.
AUGUCUAUCCUCAAGAGCCGUUUCCUAUUGCUGCUUGUGCUUGUUGUCUUGUCUGUCUCUGUGGAGGGCACUCGUGGUCAGAGGCGCAUUCGCGGCAUGACAUCGCGAGCACUGAAGAGCUCAAUGUCCAUGAGCAGCAUGACCAUGAGCAGUAUGAGCACCAUGAGCAGUAAGAGCACCAUGUCCAGCAGCAUGAGCAUGACCAAGAAGAGCAUGAGCACAAGUAUGUCAAUGUCAAUGACAAGUAAGAGUACUAUGAGUUCCAUGUCAAUGUCGUCGAUGAGCAUGUCAAGCAUGAGCAUGUCGAGGGUAUAA